GGCUCUACACUUUGCGGGAAGAGCACAGGCAUCGGCAGCAGACCGUAUCCAAGAAAGCAACCUUACUCCAAGUGGAAUGAUGGAUUUGAUCAGGCAGCCCUGGAGGGUGCCUGUAAAGACUUGGUUGAUGAAAUGCAGAAGAGAACACCAAAUGGACCUCUUGUGAAACAGAAGAUGGAUCAGACAUUUGCUCUGAGAAGAAAAGAGGUAGUGGAGUCGGAACCUGCCAUAAGCACGAUGGUGAAACGCUGGCCUGCCCUUUUCACUGAAGAUCAAGUGUUCAUGGAGUUCAGCAGGAUUGUGGGCAAGAACCUCAAGCAGGAAUUCUAUGAGAGCAUCGACCGGCACAGUCCUCGUCUCCUCGAGUUAUUUCGAUCCAAGAGAGGGAAUGUUGGACAGUUGUUGACACAGAUUUCACAACAGACUAAUACUACAGAGCCAACUGCGAUCCGGACACAGGUGCUCAGAGGGCUUCCUAUCAUCCUUGGGGACAACCCCACAGACUUCUUCAAAGCAGGCUUUGAAUCUGAUGAUGACGAUUCUUUUCGUGACCUUGACAUUGGGAUACUUCUCAUUGAGCGUGAAAGUGCUGUGCUCACAUCUUCCCAGCAUCUCAGUCCAGCCUCGUUGAAAAUCAUCAUUGAGGGAGAAGUCGUGAUGGACAACAUUCAAGAUCUGCCAAAAGCAAUGUGCAUUCUGUUUGGACUCAUGUAUGCACUCCAUCUUAACUACCCCAAGACUAUGAAGCUCACAUUUCAGUUCAUCCAACAGGUAUUACUCUUGUUAGGCCACACUGACCUAAAGCCGAAGCUACAGACUUUGAAAAAUCAGCUCGCUAUGUAAAGAGAUGUCAAGUUUACUGUAAGAAGCUGUUGACAAAACUUUUUUUCUUACCUGUGGGGUAAACCUUUUUACUUUCUGUAAAACAAGUGGACGAACAGACACGCGUAAAACGCAGACACACACACACACAGACACGUACAACACCCACACACAACACACACAGACACGUACAACACCCACACACAACACACACAAACAACACUGACACACCUACACACCUUUAAAUGCUGUAGGAAGCGUGCUGAAGGAUGUGACUUGUGUGAAAAUUAAAACUGAGAGGAGUUGUAGCAGAAAGACAUAGGACAUUAUUGUUUCAGUUCUUCACCAAUUUACUUAGAUGGAAUUAGAUAUUGUUCUGAUAUGAUAGUCUGUUGGUUCAUGCUCUGGCCUCCCUUCAUUUAGGCAGAUGAAUCAGAUCCUGUUUGCGUUUUCUUGUACAUUUGAGUGGGGGUUUCUUGUCAAUUUUGUUUUGUUAAUGGAUUUACCACUUUAAUCUCAGGGGACAUCCAUGUUUUUUUCCUGUAAAUUUGUGACAUAUUCAACACCUACACACGGACAACGCCCACGGACAACACACACACGGACAACACCCACACACAACACAGACACGGACAACAGCCACACGGACAACAGCCACACGGACACACCCACACACAACACACACACGGACACACCCACACACAACACACACACGGACAACACCCACACACAACACAGACACGGACAACAGCCACACGGACAACAGCCACACGGACACACCCACACACAACACACACACGGACAACACCCACACACAUACACACAACACACACGGACAACACCCACACACACACACAACACACACGGACAACACCCACACACAACACAGACAUGGACAACACACACAUACACACACAUACGGACAACACACACACUGACAACACCCACACGGACAACACACACAACAGAGACACGGACAACACACACAACACAGACACGGAAAACAGCCACACGGACACAGACAACACCCACACACACACACAACACAGACACGGACAACACACAAACACAUACAACACCCACACACAUAAUUGUUUUUUAAUUUAUUUGAAAUUACCUUUUUCAGAUGAAUCAUUUCAGGGUGGAUGUGUUAAUGUUGACCUGAUGUUAAGUUUGUCAUAAGAAGAUUGGCUGUGUUUGGCCAUUUUUCUAAAAAAUAAAAUGCAUUGGAGCAUU
Osmerus eperlanus (European smelt) is the source of this 2058-nucleotide messenger RNA. RefSeq lists its product as uncharacterized. The record is from RefSeq and is a predicted model, not a curated record. The transcript is spliced from 5 exons. Bases 133 to 843 code for a protein of 236 amino acids. NCBI's taxonomy places the organism in Eukaryota, Metazoa, Chordata, Actinopteri, Osmeriformes, Osmeridae.